GGUGAUCGCUUUAAGCGAAGCAUGGUCACGGAUCAAGGCAUGUACGACUACUGGAUCCCUUUUGAGUACCUGCUUCCCUUAUGUUGGCUGUUCUCUUUGCUCACCUUCAUCUUCUCUGUACUGCUGUGCUGUGGCCUCGAUAAUCAUAAGGUGCGACAGGUGAGGGCGUAUUUCAUCUAUGGCUGCAUAGUCACAGUACUCGCGUUCUUGGCUUCCAUAAUCCAGAUCAUCGUCAAGGAAGAAUCGAUGCUUGGUCUGUGGGGGCUCAUGGGGUGUGCUCUCCACUCGCUAUUUCUCAUCCUGGUGCACUAUACGCACGCCAAGAUGGCCGACGACGCCAUGUUUACAGACCACCGUCCUCUGAACGACGAACACUCAAGGGACUCUAAGAGAGACGUAAAAUUAAAUGCGGUGAUCUAAUCAAUUCACAUUCAUCAUCAUCAUCAUCAUCAUCAUUUAAGCCUCCAGCACGAUAGAGUUAGACCAAGAAAUGGCUGCAGCGAUUUUGAUAACAUACGCAGUGCAAGUGUUAUUUAUACGUCAUCAUUUCAUAGAAGUUUGCACUGCGUAUGCUAUCAAAUCGCUGCGAACUUUUCUUGAUCUAACUCUACUUUCUGCUUUAAAUAUAAUUCUAAUGUCAGUGUACAUUCAAAUUCGCCUGUAUAGUCUGUCCGUUUUUCUAAGAUCAAGUACGCCAUAGUAAAUGUAUGGCGAACUUGAUCUUAGAAA
Cydia fagiglandana is the source of this 729-nucleotide messenger RNA. RefSeq lists its product as uncharacterized. Lineage: Eukaryota; Metazoa; Arthropoda; Insecta; Lepidoptera; Tortricidae. The coding region runs from base 22 to 420 and encodes 132 amino acids. The record is from RefSeq and is a predicted model, not a curated record. The transcript has 3 exons.